Molecule: messenger RNA, 2847 nt
Organism: Prorocentrum cordatum
Lineage: Eukaryota; Dinophyceae; Prorocentrales; Prorocentraceae
Source: the annotation of a GenBank genome assembly
AUGAAGCCGGGACAGGUCAAGCAAUACAAGGACAUGAUCAAGAAGGCCGUCAGCUUCCUGACGUGGCAGACCACGUUCCUCGGUACCUUUCUGGCGAAGCCGCUCUUCUCGGGAGGGAAGGCUAUCGUGCAAGACCUCUGCGACGUGUUCAACGUCAAGACCGACCCGAGCUACGACUUGAUGCAGAUCUUCGCAGGUGAGGCCGUCAUCUCAGAGGAGUUCAGCCGAGCCGGACUCAAGGUGUGCGAGCCCAUUGACCAAAUCUACAACUACAACCUGCGGAGCGCUCAAGAUCGGCGAGAAAUUCUACAGCUCUACCGCACAUGCAGGCCGAAGCUCCUCACAUUGGAGUAUCCCUGCACACUCUGGACACAGCUUACCAGGGUGAACUAUCGAGACUUCGUGGAGGAGAUUGGUAUGAUGCAGCUGAACAGCAAGCGAGACAUCUUGUUCGAGAAUCCGUUGACGUCGGAGGUAUUCAAGCAGUCCCAGAUCAAGCGUUUAAGGGAGCAUCCCCGAGUGCAAGAGGUGAAGGUCGACAUGUGCCAGUUCAACCUACGACACCAGCAGUCUAACGGAAUGGUCAAGAAGCCGACGAAGCUCUUGGUCUCGAAUGACUCCUACGUCAAGCGGCUGAGCAGGCAAUGUGACGGACGUCACCAGCAUCACCAACUGGAAGGAGCUCACUACACACGCAAGGCAGGACGAUACACCAGAGAGUUCGAGAAGGCAGUCUUGCAAGCAUACCAGCACAGCAACAUGACCUACAUGAUGGAGAACGGAGUCUACGCGACCGGCGACUUGAUGGAUCUUAUGGGCAGAAGAAGGGUCGUAGACCUCGAGACCGACACGGUGGUGCAGGACUUCGAGAAGGCCGAUAUCACCACGGAUUUGAUCAAGCCAAAGUUGGAUCGCACUGCCAAGCUGAAGAUUCAGCUAUGGUACAAGCCAGAACCGGUUGCAGAGAACAUCGGAGCCAAGGCCAUCCAGUUUGGACCUGGAAGUUCAGAGUGCUUAAGCAAGGACCUGGCAGCUCUACGACAACUUCACCAGAACUUGGGCCACCCCAGUAACGAGGAUCUUGCUAGAUCGUUGAGAGUUUCAGGAUGCAGACCAGAGGUAGCGAAGGCCGCGAAGUCACUACGAUGCGCGACGUGCAUGAGCAAGGCGCGGAAGAAGAUCGCGAGACCAGCUAGACUUUCCCACACAGCCGACUUCAAUGAGCAGAUUGGUUUGGAUUGUUUUACGAUCAAGGAUGUGAAUGGCCAGUCAUGGGAUUUCUUGUCGGUGGUGGAUUUAGGUACGACGUUUCACGUGGUGGGCAUGAUUGAAAGUCAUCACUCGGAAGUCUUAGUUAAGGUGUUCACUCAGAUAUGGACCAGCUGGGCAGGACCACCAGCAAGUGCAGUCGUGGACUUGGAGCGUGGAUUUGGUUCGGUCUUUCAAGAUAUGCUUGACAAGUUCCAUUGCGUGGUCGUCCCAGUGGCCGGUGAUCUUUGUUUCUACUACCGCCAGCUCAAGAAGGGCUCGAUCAAGAAGGGCACCUGGUUGGGACCAGCCGUGAUCGUGGGGAAACAAGCGGGGCAGCCUUACAUCGUCAGCAUCGCCGAUGACAGCGACCAGGAUACUACCACCAACUCCAGCUUCGCAGUAAUGCUUCGUGGAGCUCGAGCUCAGAGCGAAAGGCUAAGGAAGAAGCUUCAAGACAAAGAGAUUGCUUGGAAGGACAUCCCCGAGGAACACACGUCACUCUACCGAAAGGCCAUCGCCGAGCACUGGGAGGAAUGGAAGAAGUUCGGUUCCGUGGAGGCGCUUUCACUGGGGGAAUCUCAACAAGCCCGGACCGAGAAUGACGGCAACCGCUGCUUGCCGUCUCGCUUCGUGUUCCGUGGCAAGAGUGCCAAUCUCCGCACGGGAGCCAACCCCGUGCCGGUGAAGGCCAAGGCUCGACGAUGUGCUGGAGGACAUCGUGAUCCAGAUCUGCAGACAGGAGCUCUACGGACAGACGCUCCCACGGUGACGCGAACCAGUUCGCUACUGUUCUUUACCAUGGCGGCACGUUUCGACUGGAGCCCGGCGUGUGCCGACAUCAUGUCCGCGUUCAUGCAGGGAGAAGAGCAGCCCAGAGACAAGCCUCUUUUCAUGGAGCAGCCGCCCCAAGGUCUACCAGGACUUCAACCAGGACAAGUAUUACGCAUCGUCAAGGGAAUUUUUGGACCGGCGACCGCCCCACGACAGUGGUGGGCUACUCUCAAGAACGCACUGCUGAAGGUUGAGCUCGUGAGCAAGGAUGGCCACAAGUUCCACUUAGUUCAAAGCUUGGUGGAUCCAGCUUUAUUCGUGGGACAUGGUUCAGACGGAACUCUGCAAGCUAUUGUCUGUGUUCACGUGGAUGAUUUACUGAUCGCUUCCAGUACUCAAGCCAGCUAUGACAUAAUCAAGAAGUUGUUUCCGUUCGGAGGUUGGCAAGGGCUAGAUUUCACCUUUUGCGCUAAGGAUGUUGUCCAGCGUCCAGACGGAGCGAUUCGAAUGAGCCAGUCAGUAUUCGCCGAGAAGCUAGAACCGCUCGAGUUGACCAAGGAGCGCAAACGAGAUCCAGGAUGCCCUGCCACGGAGAUCGAGAUCGCCGAGGACCGGAGCUUGAUUGGCAGUUGGGCUUGGCUCGCUACGCAGACCCGACCAGACCUAGCUGCAGGAGUUUCGAUGGCUCAGAGAGUACAGAGCUCACCGACGGUGGCCGACCUGAUCGAGACGAAUCGCAUCGUAUCCGAAGCCAAGCGCUACAACGAGACCGCCAUCACGAUCCCGAAGUUGCAGGACGAGCUCUGCAUUCUAGUGUGUUCAUGA